GAUGACACUUUAGCUAAAGGACUCUCCUUUUCUUCUCUCUUCCCUCUUAGCUGUAGCUGAGAAAAAUCAGAAAGAGUGCGGCCUCUUCUCUUCUCUCUUUCUUCUUGAUAUCAGCAAUUCCCCAAUGCAUGUUGUUUUCCUUUUUCUCUGAAACCCCUUAUGUAUUUUUCAGUCUUAUCUCUUUAGUUCCUACCCACAUAUUCAUAACCCCCUCUUCUUCUGUUUUUUUUUUAACAGAUCCAACAGCCACCUUCUCAAAAUUUCAGAAAAAUACCGAUACCGAAAUACUAAAAUUUUGGCUAAACAAAUACCCAUAUGGUUUUUUUGAAACAUACUGGUAAAGCUUGAGGAAUUAUUGUUAGUUUGAGGAAUUAUUGUUUUUGGGUUUUGUAAAGGGAGCGAGAAUGAAAGUGACCCAGAAAGAAAAAGAUUCAGAAAAAAUCAUCUGUUGGGAUCAUCAGAUGAGAAGUUCUUCUUCUGGGUCACCAUUUGGUUUACAAAAUCGAGCUUUGCCUAAAUUAAUGGUGUCGCUUAUCCUCUUUGUUUCUGCCACUUAUAUUGUUUACACUCUCAAGCUUGUUGAUGUUUCCUCUAAACCCUGCAACAGCAACGACAUCGUUUUCACUCGUAACAGUCUACUCCUUCAUUCCUCUUCCUUUAAUUCCCCUAAGUCGAUCCAGCCCUUAAUUGUUAACGAUGAAGAAAAAACGGGGCUUGAACAUAUAGUUUUCGGCAUUGCAGCGUCAGCAAAGUUGUGGGAAAAAAGAAAAGAUUAUAUAAAGCUAUGGUGGAAACCGGAGGAAAAAAUGAGAGGUAUUGUUUGGUUAGAUAAACCGGUAAAAACGGUAAAAGAUGACCGGGGAGCGUUGCCGGAGCUAAGAAUCUCCGGCGAUACUUCCCGGUUUUCGUACACGAACCGACAAGGUCACCGGUCGGCGAUACGAAUAUCGAGAAUUGUUUCGGAGACUUUAAGGUUAGGGAUGGAAAAUGUGAGGUGGUUUGUAAUGGGAGAUGAUGAUACAGUUUUUGUAACCGAUAAUUUAGUGAGGAUUUUGAAUAAGUAUGAUCAUAAUCAGUAUUAUUAUAUUGGGAGUUUAAGUGAGAGUCAUUUGCAGAAUAUUUAUUUUUCUUAUAGUAUGGCAUAUGGGGGUGGUGGAUUUGCUAUUAGCUAUCCUUUAGCUAAAGCUCUUGAGAAAAUGCAAGAUAAGUGUAUUCAAAGGUAUCCUGGGCUUUAUGGUUCUGAUGAUAGAAUGCAAGCUUGUAUGGCUGAACUUGGUGUUCCUCUCACUAAAGAAAUCGGUUUUCACCAGUAUGAUGUGUACGGGAACUUAUUCGGGCUUCUAGCAUCACAUCCAAUAGCACCAUUAGUGACAUUGCACCAUCUUGACGUGGUGGAGCCAAUCUUUCCUAAUGUGACUCGAGUGCAAGCUUUACAGCGUCUUACAGUUCCAAUGAAGCUUGAUUCGGCUGGUCUUAUGCAACAAUCCAUUUGCUACGACAGAGCUAAUGGUUGGACCGUGUCAGUAUCAUGGGGAUUUGCAGUUCAAAUAUUCCGUGGCAUUUUGUCUCCCCGGGAAAUAGAAAUGCCGUCAAGGACCUUCCUGAAUUGGUAUAAAAGAGCAGAUUAUACUGCAUAUGCUUUUAACACGAGGCCAGUUGCGAGGAACCCAUGUCAAAAACCUUUUGUGUUUUAUUUAUCCCAUGCCAAAAUGGAUCCUUACAACAACCAAACAGUGAGCCAGUAUACUCGUCAUCGAGUUCCUCAUCCAGCAUGCAAGUGGAAGAUGGCAGACCCUGCUGAUGUUGAUCGCAUUCAGGUUCAUAAGAAGCCUGACCCACAUCUAUGGGAUCGGUCUCAAAGGAGGAACUGCUGCAGAGUCUUACGCUCAAAGGCGAAAAGCAUGGUGGUGGAUGUCGGUGUCUGUAGGGAAGGUGAAGUCAGUGAAGUAUGACAAUGUAUGCCUCUCGAGCCUUUCCUCUACACAUUCUCUCCGUGUAUUUUUCUCGUGAUUGAUUCUCGAAUGCAUUUCUUCAUUUGUUGAAUUCACGUUAAAUUUUCUUCGAUCCAUCCAAAUUUAACUUAUAGCCACUACAUUUAGAAAAAAAAGAUGAGCUAAUGUAAAAUAUCCCAAAGUAUAUACUAGAUGUCCUUAUAUGACGACUAGUGUAGCAUAGUUCUUUCUUCCUUUCUGGGUUCCAAAAGUCUUGUCAGUUUAAUUUUCUGCAAUUUAAUUUAGAGGUCUUAUUUUUCUUCC
Nicotiana tabacum (common tobacco) is the source of this 2255-nucleotide messenger RNA. RefSeq lists its product as uncharacterized. NCBI's taxonomy places the organism in Eukaryota, Viridiplantae, Streptophyta, Magnoliopsida, Solanales, Solanaceae. The record is from RefSeq and is a predicted model, not a curated record.